AUGAGGGCUCCGAGGGCCGUCAGAGUGCCGAAUGGCGGGAUUUUCACCGGCGCAAAGCCCCAAGGCCGGCAUGCGCGACACUUCGGCUUCGCCGCCAGCGUGAAGCCUUCGACAACCCCUUCGAUGACAACGACUGCGACAUGGAAGAUCGGACAGACGGCUAGACGCACCUUUACGACGACGACCGCGGUCAGGUCCACCGCGGCCGCCGCCGAGGCCCUGAAGCUGGCUCAGGACAACGCCGCCACCCUCACCCCCGAGCUCGUCGCCGCCAAGAUGAGCCCCGAGGAGGCGCACCGCCUGUCGCGUGUGCGCAACAUCGGUAUCGCUGCCCACAUUGACAGCGGAAAGACGACAGCCACCGAGCGAGUGCUGUUCUACUCGGGCCGCAUCAAGGCGAUCCACGAGGUCCGCGGCAAGGACUCGGUCGGCGCCAAGAUGGACUCGAUGGAGCUCGAAAGAGAAAAGGGCAUUACCAUCCAGUCGGCGGCCACCUUUGCCGACUGGAAGAAGACGGAGAACGGAAAAGAGGAAACCUACCACAUCAACAUCAUCGACACCCCCGGCCAUAUCGACUUCACCAUCGAGGUUGAGCGAGCCCUGCGCGUCCUCGACGGCGCCGUCAUGAUCCUGUGCGCCGUCUCCGGCGUCCAGAGUCAGACCAUCACCGUCGACCGUCAGAUGAAGCGCUACAACGUCCCCCGCAUCAGCUUUGUGAACAAGAUGGACCGCAUGGGUGCCAACCCCUGGAAGGCCGUCGAGCAGAUCAACAAGAAGCUCAAGAUUCCCGCCGCCGCCAUCCAGGUCCCCAUCGGGGCCGAGAACGAGUUCGAGGGCGUCAUCGACCUGAUUGAGAAGAAGGCCUACUACUUCGAGGGCCCCCGCGGCACCGUCGUCAAGACAACCGACGUCCUCCCGGGCGGCUACCACGACCUCGUCGAGGAGAAGCGCCAGGAGCUCAUCGAGAAGCUCGCCGACGUCGACGACGAGAUGGCCGAGCUGUUCCUCGACGAGCAGGCCCCGACCAAUGCCCAGAUCAAGGCCGCCAUCCGCCGCUCCACCAUCGCCCUCAAGUUCUCCCCCGUCAUGAUGGGCUCCGCCCUCGCCGACAAGGGCAUCCAGCCCGUGCUCGACGCCGUCUGCGACUACCUCCCGAACCCGGGCGAGGUCGAGAACAAGGCGCUCGACAAGAAGCGCGACGAGGCCACCGUCAAGCUGGUGCCCUACAACUCGCUCCCCUUCGUCGGCCUCGCCUUCAAGCUCGAAGAGAACAACUACGGCCAGCUCACCUACAUCCGCGUCUACCAGGGCAAGCUCCGCAAGGGCACCUACCUCUUCAACUCCCGCACCGACAAGAAGGUCCGCAUCCCCCGCAUCGUGCGCAUGCACUCCAACGAGAUGGAGGACGUCAACGAGGUCGGCGCCGGCGAGAUCUGCGCCGUCUUCGGCGUCGACUGCGCCUCGGGCGACACCUUCACCGACGGCAACCUGCCCUACACCAUGUCCUCCAUGUUCGUCCCCGACGCCGUCAUGUCGCUGUCCAUCAAGCCCAAGCGCACCAGCGACGCCGACAACUUCUCCAAGGCCAUGAACCGCUUCCAGCGCGAGGACCCGACCUUCCGCCUGCACGUCGACGGGGAGUCCGAGGAGACCAUCAUCUCGGGCAUGGGCGAGCUCCACCUCGAGAUCUACGUCGAGCGCCUCCGCCGCGAGUACAAGGUCGACUGCGAGACCGGCAAGCCCCGCGUCGCCUACCGCGAGACCAUCUCCCACAAGACCCCGUACGACUUCCUCCUCAAGCGCCAGAGCGGUGGCCCCGGCGACUACGCCCGCGUCGCCGGCUGGAUCGAGCCUUACGAGGACCCGGAGAAGAACCACUUCGAGACCCAGGUCGUCGGCGGCACCAUCCCCGACAAGUGGUUGACCGCCUGCGCCAAGGGCUUCGAAGAGGUCACCAACAAGGGCCCGCUCCUCGGCCACAAGGUCAUCGGCACCAAGAUGGUCGUCAACGACGGCUCCACCCACGUCACCGACUCGUCCGACUUCGCCUUCAACCUGGCCACCCAGAUGGCCUUCCGCAAGGCCUUCAACGAGGCCGGCGGCCAGGUCCUCGAGCCCCUCAUGAAGACCACCAUCACGGCUCCCAACGAGUUCCAGGGCAACAUCAUCAUGCUCAUGAACAAGCGCAACGCCACCAUCAACGACACCGAGGUCGGCGUCGAGGACUUCACCCUCCUCUGCGACUGCAGUCUCAACGCCAUGUUCGGCUUCAGCUCCCAGCUCCGCGCCGCCACCCAGGGCAAGGGCGAGUUCAACAUGGAGUUCAGCCACUACGCCCCGGCCCCCCCUCACCUCCAAAAGGAGCUCUGCGCCGCCUACGAGAAGGAGCUGGAUGCCAAGCGCACCAAAUAA
Molecule: messenger RNA, 2412 nt
Organism: Colletotrichum graminicola M1.001
Lineage: Eukaryota; Fungi; Ascomycota; Sordariomycetes; Glomerellales; Glomerellaceae
Product: translation elongation factor G
Exons: 2
Coding region: 1-2412 (803 amino acids)
Biological process (GO): mitochondrial translational elongation
Cellular component (GO): mitochondrion
Molecular function (GO): GTPase activity; GTP binding; translation elongation factor activity
Source: RefSeq, a predicted model, not a curated record